GUUGUUUUGAUCGAACCCAGCUUUGGAACUUGGAACCACAGGAAGAAGAAAAACACCAUCGACGCUUUUCUGAUUUUUUGAUACCCGAAGCUUCUCCGACACCAAUCCUUAAUCGUUGCCCACUGUAUUUUGUUGGUUCUGCUAGUUUCUCCGCCUCCAUAGUUUGAAAAUUGAAAGUUUUGGAAUAGAAACCGACUUAGGUAUGUCGGAGAAGUUCUCACCGACCUUGAGGCUCGGAGAUCUCAGCGAUUUCAUUGCUCCGUCUCAAGCUUGUGUCAUAUCUCUCAAGGGUCCUAAGAAAACCAUCGACAAGAAGCCUAAUCGACCCCAGGUUGUAAUUACCCCAAAAGAGCAGAUGGAACCGGUCAAAAUCUCUCUCAAGGAUUGCUUGGCUUGCAGUGGAUGCAUCACAUCGGCUGAGACAGUUAUGCUUGAGAAGCAAAGCUUAGACGAGCUCCUCUCUGCCCUUAGCAAAAGCAAGGACGUGAUCAUGUCUAUUUCCCCACAGUCGAGAGCCUCGCUUGCUGUUCACUAUGAUAUCUCUCCUCUUCAGGUUUUCAAGAAGCUUACUACGUUUUUGAAGUCUCUAGGAGUUAAAGCUGUGUUUGACACAAGCUGCAGCAGAGACUUGGUACUUAUUGAAGCUUGUAAUGAGUUUGUCAGCCGUUACAAGCAAGCUAGUUCUGAAGAUGGUGGAAAUUCUCAGUCCCCUCUCCCUGUGCUUUCCUCUGCUUGUCCUGGUUGGAUAUGUUAUGCUGAAAAGCAGCUUGGUUCACUUGUUCUACCAUAUAUCUCUUCUGUUAAAAGUCCUCAGCAAACUAUUGGAGCUGCGAUCAAACACCACCUGUGUCAAGCGUUGGGACUAAGGCUGGAGGAGAUUUACCAUGUGACUGUGAUGCCCUGUUACGAUAAGAAGCUCGAGGCAGCGAGAGACGAUUUUGUCUUUGAAGAUAAGCUGACUGAGGUUGAUUCCGUGCUGACAACUGGUGAAAUUUUGGAUUUAAUGAAGUUGAAAGGAGUCGACUUUAAAGAUCUGGAGGAGUCUCCACUCGACAGAUUGCUAACGAAUGUUACUGAGGAAGGACAUCUUUAUGGUGUAGCUGGGGGUUCUGGUGGUUACGCAGAAACAAUAUUCAGACAUGCGGCAAAAGUACUAUUUGGACACACUAUUGAAGGUCCUCUUGAGUUUAAAACUCUGAGAAAUUCUGAUUUCCGUGAAUUAACUCUUCAACUGGAAGGUAAAACAGUGUUGAAAUUCGCGCUGUGUUACGGUUUCCAGAACCUUCAGAACAUUGUUCGGAGAAUAAAAACGCACAAAUGCGAUUAUCAGUAUGUAGAAAUCAUGGCGUGCCCUGCAGGUUGCCUGAAUGGUGGUGGGCAGAUCAAGCCAAAGAUAGGGCAGAGUCAGAAAGAACUGGUCCGUUCACUUGAAGCUACUUAUAUGAAUGAUACAGCUUUGAGUACAGAUCCAUUCCAGAAUCCAAUAGCCAAGGGACUAUAUGAUGAGUGGCUUGAGGAGCCUGGUUCCAACGAGGCGAAGAAGUACCUGCACACUCAGUACCAUCCGGUCGUGAAAAGCGUUACAGCGCAGCUCAACAAUUGGUAGACUAACCCUAGGUUCUGAAAAUUUUGAAUGAGAUGGGAGCAAAGAUGGUCGUGUGACUCGUGUCGCUUUUCUAGUUUUGUGUAUUUAUUUAUACAGAAGAUGAGUUAGUGAGAAGCUCCUGCUCAAGUCUCAUAUGUAAAAAACAAAUCUCAACAUGAUAUGAAAUUAC
This is a messenger RNA of Eutrema salsugineum, 1775 nucleotides long. RefSeq names its product protein NAR1. The record is from RefSeq and is a predicted model, not a curated record. Lineage: Eukaryota; Viridiplantae; Streptophyta; Magnoliopsida; Brassicales; Brassicaceae. The transcript has 10 exons. Gene Ontology annotation, cellular component: cytosol. Gene Ontology annotation, molecular function: 4 iron, 4 sulfur cluster binding. Bases 203 to 1606 code for a protein of 467 amino acids.